Molecule: messenger RNA, 2523 nt
Organism: Gamsiella multidivaricata
Lineage: Eukaryota; Fungi; Mortierellomycota; Mortierellomycetes; Mortierellales; Mortierellaceae
Exons: 2
Coding region: 196-2421 (741 amino acids)
Source: RefSeq, a predicted model, not a curated record
CCUUCCAUUUGGCGCGAGAGACUGACCCUCCCAAUAUUUCUUUAUGCAUUCCUCAACCUCUAACCUUUCCAUCAAACGCUCUAGUUCUCGUUUCUGUCCUCGCAUGACACCUUGAAGGACCAUCACGUACCGGCGCUCUUCAACUCAAAUCUUCCCGAUGACCUGCCCUCUCUCGGUUUGACUGGAGACACUAUCAUGGAUGACACCCACCCCACAGCGGAUCAAACAGCACCCAGAAAAAGGAUCCGUGGCGAGCGAAUUGUCUGGACACCAGAGGAGGACGAGUAUCUACGGAGGGCUGUUCAGAUCUAUGGUGACAAGACUGAAAAGUGGGCAAAGAUCGCGGCGUGUGUACCAGGAAGAACCAACAAAAACUGCCGAAAGAGAUGGUUUCACUCCCUGGACCCGAGUUUGAAAAAAGGCGGAUGGACCGAGGAAGAAGACCACCUGCUCAGGACUGGCGUCGAAAACUUUCGCGGUCAAUGGAGUAAAAUCGCCGAGCGUAUCCAAGGACGAACUGACGACCAAUGCGCAAAGAGGUGGCGUGAGAGUCUCGACCCUGAAAUCGAUCGCGCGGCAUGGACGCCCGAUGACGACAUUCUUCUGCUGAAGAAGUUUGAGGAAUAUGGCACUCAGUGGCAAAAGAUCGCCCUCUCCUUCCCUGGUCGACCUGGCCUUCACUGUCGAAACCGUUGGCGCAAAAUUCAACGGAGCCUGAAUCACAUGGAGCGCGCCAACAAGCGGCGGCGUAACCAAUUCAACAUUAAGGAAAUGCAGUCAGGGACACAGCGUUCGGAUGAGUCAUCAGGGAGAAGCCGACUACCGUCGUCUGACGAGACGCUGCUCCACGAUGCCUUUCUAGAUGACCAGUAUAACCUUCUGGAAGAUAGUAACGACCAGACCGAGGACAGGAACGAUUCGAACCCGGACGAGGAACGACCGUAUGGCUGUGCAAUCCCUGGCUGCAAGUUCGAGAGUUCAUCGCCCUCGCUAUUGUUCUACCAUUUUAAGGCCUCGCACCACGGAACCACUGUCCUCAAACCAUUCCGCUGCACCGUGCCAGGAUGCGAGGACCGUAAGCGAUACAAGAAUAUCAAUGGUCUCCAGUAUCAUGUUACCCAUGCUAAAAACACCCUCGGGCACUCAGGACAUGGGAGCACCCAGCAGGACAGUCAGCAGCAGGCGACUGUGUCGUCGCCUGAAACCAAAGCAGAGGAUGCGACACCAGAUAUAACCGCUGCAGGAGAUGCUCUCGAACCCUACACCGCAUCCUUCAACAGGCCUGUCAGCAAGCCGCUCUCCAUUGUUCCAACUCCGGCCGAAAUCCAAUAUCUUAUUCCUCCGGCCAUGUCCAAGCCUCUGAUCACUCACCAGGCAUUCAACAUUCCCCAUACCCCAGAGUCAUUGGAGGAACCACUCGUGCCAUCUCCGACACUUUCGUUUGAAUCUUUGUUGCCCCGAUCGCAUUCAACAUCGCUGCAAUGUCCCGAGCUCGGAUGCGGGCAAAUUUUCCAUGUGCUGAAUGGACUCACUGCUCAUAUGGCCAACAACCAUGGCCAUCAGCAUAUCACCAUGAAGAGCAGCGACAUUUCUUUCGGUCCGGACUCGAUUGCGAUUCCAGAAAACGGUUUCGACGACGUCGACAUGGAUUUGGGACAUCUGGAGAGUUCUCCAACCAUUGACACCAACAUGUUGUUGAUGGACGAUGCAGAAAUGCAGGCGCAGCUGCAGAAGAUUGCCAGCCAGAGCUUUGGACUCGGUCUCGACGUGGAGAUGCCCGAUACCACGCAAGACCUCGACAUUCUCUCGAUGAACGAGCUCUUGUUCGCGAACCACAUUGCAAACUCACUGAACAACUUCAGCUCGUACAGCAACAGGAUCCACUUUGGGACACACAUCAAUGUCAGCGCAAACGACUCCUUGACCCUCCCCUCGACCCCGGUGACGUCUGCAAAUGUGAGUCCGAGAAUGAUGGCGAUCAACAUUCCAGCAGAUAUUAUCGCACCCGUCAUGGAAGAACAGAUCGCUACCACUGGCACUGUGGCGGUGAAGAAGUUUCCUUGCUUAUCGAUGGAGUGCUCAAAGUCAUAUGGAAGCAACAGCGCCAUGAGGGCUCAUAUGCGGCACGAGCACCCUGGCGUGCAUAUCAAGCCGGGCAAGGCAGUGAGCGCGAGUGCCAGUCCACCAGCUAUGGAAUUGGUGUCGGCUCCUCAAUCGCCUGGAACGGCCAUAACAGCGACAGGGAGCACAAUGUCAAAGCAGCAGAAGCAAAGCUCGCAGAAAAGGACGGAUGAUUCGUCCGAGAAGCCGUUCAAGUGUCUGGUUCCAGGAUGCGGAAAGGGUUAUACCAACAUCAAUGGGCUAAAGAACCAUCUUCUUCAGGCACAUGGGUCUACCCCAAAGAAGGGCGCCAGUGCAUGAGAACCUGUCACGACUGUUCCUUCCUCUUUCUCCUCCCAUUCUCCCACUUUACUUCAAAAACGAUCUCUCCUCAUUAAUCCUUCUUGCCCUUUGCCUUCCUUG